AGGACGUUUCUUUUUUUGCUGAGUAUAUUAAACAGUUGACUCAAAUGAUAGAAACAGACUGAAGGUGUGAGAACACAAGGAAGCAUAAUUAGCUAAUUGGAAAGACACUCUCUUCAGAUGACGUCAGUGGAGAGAGUGGUGGAGUACACUGAACUGGAGAGCAAGGCACCCUGGACCACCCAACAACGCCCUCUUCCCGAAUGGCCCAACAAAGGCCUUGUGAUCUUUAACCGGUUGAACUUCUCCUACAGCAGCAAUGGACUACCAGUCCUAAAAGACAUCAGCGCCACCUUCCAACCCAAUGAGAAGGUUGGUAUUGUGGGUAGAACAGGUGCUGGGAAAAGCUCUCUGGUCUCAGCUCUCUUCCGCCUGGCCGAGCCUCAGGGGAUGAUCUACAUCGAUGGUGUUCUGACCUCUGACAUUGGCCUCCACGAUCUGCGCCAGAAGAGCUCCAUCAUUCCUCAGGACCCAAUGCUGUUUACUGACACAGUUAGGAAGAACUUGGACCCUUUCAACCAGCACACUGAUGAAGACCUGUGGAAGUCUCUGGAGGAGGUGCAGCUGAAGUCUGUGGUGGAGGAGCUGCCGGGGAAGUUGGAGACGGUUCUGGCCGAGUCGGGCUCCAACUUCAGCGUUGGCCAGAGGCAGCUGGUGUGUCUGGCCAGAGCCAUCCUCAGGAAGAACCGCAUCCUCGUCAUCGACAAGGCCACAGCCAACGUGGACCCCAGGACAGAUGGACUGAUCCAGAAAACUGUACGUGACAAGUUCAGAGAAUGCACAGUGCUUACUAUCGCUCAUCGCCUCAACACCAUCAUAGACAGCGACCGAAUACUGGUUCUGGACAAUGGUACCAUCCAGGAGUUAGACCGUCCCUUCACUCUGCUGCAAAACAAAGAGAGUGCUCUCUACAAGAUGGUGCAACAGACGGGUCAGGUCGAGGCAGCAGCCCUGCUGGAGUCAGCCAGACGGGGCAACAAAGAAGUCUUGACAGCCUGAGGCCAGCGGUACCUGCUGUAUAAGAGACUCCAGAUGUAAGUAGUCUCUGAGCACUGGAGGCCUUCCAUCACACUCACACAAGAAGACUGCAUAUUAUUAAAUUAAAACCAAUUUAUUUAACCCAAAUUAAAUAUAACUAUAAAAUAGGAUGAAACACGUAUUUCAGUAGUAUCAGUAGUGUAGUGAGUGCAUGCAUAAAGGUGAGUGUAUGGAAAACAGAAC
Messenger RNA from Sander lucioperca (pikeperch), 1218 nucleotides. RefSeq names its product multidrug resistance-associated protein 4-like. Gene Ontology annotation, cellular component: plasma membrane. Lineage: Eukaryota; Metazoa; Chordata; Actinopteri; Perciformes; Percidae. Gene Ontology annotation, biological process: transmembrane transport. The transcript has 7 exons. Bases 118 to 996 code for a protein of 292 amino acids. Gene Ontology annotation, molecular function: ATPase-coupled transmembrane transporter activity; ATP hydrolysis activity; ATP binding. The record is from RefSeq and is a predicted model, not a curated record.